CUAACAUGCAAUGGACACAGAGAGAACAUACUGGAGCACAGCUUCAUUUAGAAACAAGGCAACCAAACAGACAGAAUGCUUUUUGUUGCCGUCUUUGUUCUACUUGCUGCUUUUGCUGCUGCUGACCGACAGCCUCAAUAUUCGUUCUCCCCACCGGUGGGGGAUGGAAACGGCAACUCUUACAUGAUAACAGGAGAGGGACGGAUCACUGCUGUGAGAGUUUGGGAUAGUUAUUGGAGCUUCAUCAGAGGCAUCCAGUUUCGAUAUGGUUACAUCUGGUCCCCUGUUGCUGGUCAUGUAUCCGGUGAAGCCAAGGAGAUUGAGUUGUUUGAAGGAGAAGCCAUUGUCCAGAUUUCUGGAAAGUAUUCCCACCAUUUGUCUUCUGUGGUUUUUACUACCAACCGGGGUCGCUCCCUGCAUGCCGGUCAGCCCUCUGGCUAUUCCUUCAACAUGUACCCCAAACACCCCCAGGCAGAGCUGCUCUUCAUCAGCGGCCGGUUUGACAGCGGGAUAACCUCCCUGGGAACCCAUUGGGCGAUUAUCAAUCCAUCCUCCAAUCCAUCCAAUAAAACAAAAGGACAUUAAAGAGAAGAUGAGGGGACAACAUAAAUUAAGGGCUCUAUAAUUGCACUGUUGAAUAAUGAAGUGGUAAUUUAGAUAUGUGGGAAUUCUUUCAAUUAAUCAUUUACUAAUCAUUUAAAAAUAUGUGUUUAAAUAUAACAGUUUCUUAUCAUCAGAUGUGUUUGUUUUACUGCACAAAUAAAAAUGGAAAAAUGGGAUAUUCACAUCCAUAUACAGUGUUAAUGAAACAUUAAAAUCUGUGAUUACUUUUUAAAUUAAAGUUCCUAUUUUUUCUGAAAAUGCUAAACAUGAUAAUGUUGUUAAGUUAACCUGAAACAAUAUUUAUAAAUAAAUCUACCUCGCUUUAUAUAGAAAUCUCCUGUUCUUUAUUCUGGCUCUGUUACAAUUUUUAUUUUAGAGCAAGUUUAUGUGUUUUGGUAUCUAUGUGGUCAGAUUAAGACCGACACGUGACAAUCGAUUGAUUGAAAUGAGGUGUUUAUGCAUCCAUGUUAUACAUUGACUUUUU
Molecule: messenger RNA, 1087 nt
Organism: Cyprinodon variegatus (sheepshead minnow)
Lineage: Eukaryota; Metazoa; Chordata; Actinopteri; Cyprinodontiformes; Cyprinodontidae
Product: zymogen granule membrane protein 16-like
Exons: 4
Coding region: 76-585 (169 amino acids)
Source: RefSeq, a predicted model, not a curated record